Messenger RNA from Seminavis robusta, 1479 nucleotides. Lineage: Eukaryota; Bacillariophyta; Bacillariophyceae; Naviculales; Naviculaceae. The record is from the annotation of a GenBank genome assembly.
AUGUUUGCCAAUCAUCAAUAUCAAUACCAAUACCAACAAGCCGGUGGUGGCGCGGUGUCCACUGGCGGCAUGGUUUGGAAUGGAAAUGCUUGGGUUCAGGCGCCCGCUGCUGCCCAGCAGCAACAACCAAAUGGUCGCAAUAGCACUUUCUCGACGGCCUCCUACGUGCAACCCCAGAAAGAGUCACGCUGGUCUCGUGCUCCGCAGCAACAGGCAAGACCAGCAGCAGCAGCCAAACCACAACAAGGAGGUCCUCCUGAUGGUUUAAAGAGCGUGAUUCCUUCUCAUCGCAACAAAGCAUCUCCAUACUCCUCUCGGCAGAAAUCCAGUAGUAAGUAUCAGAAUCAUUAUGGCCCGGCCAACGAAAACGAAGAUUUUAUCAAAGUGCCCAAUUUUGGCGUGAAGAAGGGAAGCAACAAGUAUGUGAACCCCAACAGCGCCAAGAAGAAGAAACCCAUGGAUGACGCUGGAUUCCAGCGGUCCUCUUCGACGAUGGCCCAGCGUGCCAAUCGUUUUUCUGGCCCUGGUGGCAAUGCCGAUGUGCGCCAAGCCACAGCCAAGGGCAUUGACGCGCGGUACAUGGGCAAGGGUGUGAUUGGCGGAUCCUCAAAAAAGCUCGAUGAAACGGAUUAUGAACAAAUGAAGGUGAAGGGAAGUUGUCGAAAGUUAGAAAAACAGUAUCUUCGUCUCACAGCACCUCCCAAAGCAGAAUUGGUCCGUCCCUUGGAAAUUCUUCAACAGCACUUGUUCAAUCUGAAGACAGAAUGGAAGUCGAAAAAGACUCGUCGUGAUUAUUUGUGGUUUUGUGCCGAAAUGAAGGCGGUUCGUCAAGAUUUGACAGUGCAGCACAUACAAAAUUCCUUUACGGUGCAAGCGUAUGAGUUUCAUGCCAGGAUUGCUCUGCAAGAGGGAGACAUUAACGAGUUCAACCAGGCCCAGACGCAACUCAAGAUUUUGUAUGAAAAGUUGGAUGAUGCCAAGUCGCUGGAGAAUGAAAAUGAGUUUGUUGCGUACAGGAUGAUCUAUUUCGUUGUCAUGUCUCUCAACAAGGGGUACAAGGGCGGGUCUUCCGACUUGUUGAAACUGAUGUUGUCUCUCACCUCUUCGCAACGAAAUGACCCUGCCAUCAAGCAUUCCCUGCAGCUUCGUGCUGCCGUGGCGGAGAUGGAUUAUCACAAGUUCUUUCAGCUCAUGAAGUCGUGCCCCAACCUCGGGGGCAUGUUGAUUUCCCGUAGUGUUCCAAUCAUGAGACAUUUGGCGCUCCAACGAAUCUGCAGGGCCUACCGUCCUUCCGUUGCAUUUGUGUUUGCAUUGAAAGAGUUGGGGUUCUCGGUUGAGACAGCAAAGGAGAUUGACGAUGGUAAAAAGUAUUUGUUGAGUUGUGGCUGUGUUUUUAAUGAUGAGGAUGGCUCGGAGAUCCAGACCAAGAACACUGUUGUUCGCGAGUCCGAUUUGGAGGAGAAGCGUUCCCUCAAUUAA